GAGGAACAUCGGCAAGAAAUGCCUUCAAAGAUCGACCUUCCUCCCUGUGAGACCAACAGGCUCGCAGACGUCGCCGAUCUGAUCACCUCUGCCCUCUCCUCACGCAGCCGCAGAGAAAAACUGGGGCUGGUCAUGAAGAGGAAGGGCUAUAUUCCAAAACUAUUGCAGCUUUUCCAAGCCUGCAAGAAGUCCAAGACCACCAAGGCCUUACACCAGUUGAAUGGAAUUAUGAAAGGGAUUCUGCGCCUUGGUAAAACAAGCCUGUUUGAAGUGAUGUUCUCUGAGAAGUAUAUUAUGGAUGUCAUCGGAUGCCUGGAGUACGAUCCUUCGCUGGCUCAGCCCAAACACCACAAGCAGCUCUCCCGUCAAAGAGCCAAGCUUAAGAAGAUCGUUCCCAUCAAAGACCCCAAGAUCCAGAAAAAAUUCCACCAGAUGUACCAGGCACAGUAUAUUCAGGCUAACUUCUUGCCAAAUCCGCCUGAUUUGGGAGAGAAUUAUCCUUUUGUCCUCAAUUCCUUCAUCCGCCGCAAGAAAGAGGAGAUCUUGCGAGUGUUGGAGAAAGACGAGGAAUUUUUGUCUGACCUUUUUGCCCAGUUAACAAAUGAAGAUACAGCUGAGGACGAACGACUGGAAUUGGUUAACUUUCUCAAGGAAGUCUGUACCUUUUCCCUCAUGUUCCAAAAGAAGAGACAGAAAUUUUUACAAAGAUCGAUCAAGUUGGGAAUUCUUUCAACUCUUGCAAUUCUAAUCGGAAUGGAUGAUCUGCAAGUUAGAGGUGCUGCCGCAGACAUCUUGUCUGACCUAGCAGGCUAUUGUCCAUUCAUGGUCCAAGAAUUUGUAAUGAAAGAGGCCCAGCAGAAUCACCUUGAUACCAACCUCAUCAGCGUGCUCACUGAGCAGCUGAUCCGCCGCCACGGUCCCGAGUUUGGGGAAGCUGAGCAGUUGACGGAUCUGCUGUGCACUCUGCUCGAUCCAGGGAACCUGCUGCCCACAGCUAAGGCUGCACAAGUAUUUCAAUUUCUCAACUACUUCUACACCUGCUGUCUUCCUGUUCUGACUGCUCCACUUUCGGCCAAUGCAGCAGAAGGCACAUGUGAAAUAGAUGACCAUCAAACGGCAAAACUGCUUUCCCUAAUUUUGAAGCUGCUCACAUAUUGUUUGGAAUGGCACAAGGAGCACAUGAGGCAUUACGUUAUCAGCAGGGAUUUGCUAAGAAGAGUCCUGGUCUUGAUGAAUUCCAAACACACAUUUCUGGCCUUGAAUGCUUUUCAGUUUAUGAAUAAGGUAAUUUGCCUGAGAGAUGAGUUCUAUAACCAUUACAUCACCCAGGGAAACCUCCUUGAGCCGUUUUUACUUGCUGUGUUGGAAAAUGGAGCUGUGUAUCAGCUGCUCAUCCCGACUGUGAUUGAGCUGUUGGAAUUCAUCAAACUGGAAGAUGGCAUGUCCCUUAGUGGAUACCUAGUGGACAACUUCUGUCAGGCACUUGGAUCUAUCAACUACGUUCAGACUUUUGGACUGAAGACAAACAAUGAGAAAGAAGAGCAGCAACAAGAGCAGAAAGUGAGCAGUGUCCCACACCGUGGCUCCCCUUCAAAGAAGGCGACCCUGAGGCCGGCGGUGGCGGCCCCCAAGAGACGUCUACAGAUGGAUUGUACUGACCACGAGGAGGAGGAGAUAGUUAAAAGGAAAAGAGCACGUCACUGCUGUUGAAGAAAACACAAAGUCUGGAAGACGAAUUGUCAUUUAGGGUUUCUAGUUCUUCAAGUGUUGAGUGUUA
Myiozetetes cayanensis is the source of this 1777-nucleotide messenger RNA. Its product is annotated as serine/threonine-protein phosphatase 4 regulatory subunit 3B-like. The transcript has 11 exons. The record is from RefSeq and is a predicted model, not a curated record. Lineage: Eukaryota; Metazoa; Chordata; Aves; Passeriformes; Tyrannidae. Gene Ontology annotation, cellular component: protein phosphatase 4 complex; nucleoplasm. Gene Ontology annotation, molecular function: protein phosphatase activator activity. The coding region runs from base 19 to 1710 and encodes 563 amino acids. Gene Ontology annotation, biological process: DNA damage response; protein dephosphorylation.